AUGAACAUUUUGCGUCGUGGAUCUAAUGUGAGAGAUGGGCCAGUUGUACAUGUUGAAUCGUCAUCUGAAUCAGAGAACGAGACAUCAAGUAACUUCCAAGAAGAGGUCAGCGAUGAGUACGAUACGGAUACUGAGGAAAUAUGGGAUGCUUUGCCAGAAUCUGUUCUUCAAGAUCUUGACUCAGAUAAUCCUCCCCUCCCAACGGAACCAGCAAUUGUUGCUAAAAGGAAGAAGCACCACUUCGUGCACUCUAUUGUUCAUAACAUGCUUUACUUCUUGUUGAUUUGGCAGAGUUUGAGCCAUCUGAGUGACAACGGUCUCACGUUGUUACUCCAGUUUUUUCUUCAGUUCCUUAAAAUACUCAACGUCCAAAUUUCAAAUGAGAUUCUUAACGAAAUAAUCACCAUAUUCCCAUGUUCUCUAUACAUGGCACGGAAAUUUCUCGCUUUAGACAGAGAUAACUUUACUAAAUAUGUCGUUUGUCCAAAAUGUACAAAGUGUUACAGCUAUAAUGAAUGUGUGAAGAAUAUCAAUGGAAAUUUAGUUGGAAAGGAAUGCACCAACACAUUCUAUUCUAGGAGAAGGCAGAGAACUUGCAAUAGCCAAUUAGUUAGAAAGGUAACUUUUAAGGACAAUUCGGUGAAGUUCUACYCCAUUCACUACUACUGCUAUAACAGCAUCAUAAACUCUCUUGAAAACCUGUUACAGAAAAAUGGAUUAGUUCAAAAAUGUGAAGAAUGGAGAUUACGCAGGCAUGGCAAUUGUAUGGCUGACAUCUAUGAUGGAAAACUGUGGAAUGAUUUUCAACAGAACAACGGACAAGAUUUCCUAAAAGCUCCUAGAAACUAUGGUUUAAUGUUGAAUUUUGAUUAUUUUCAGCCUAUGCAGCAUCGAAAAGAUUAUUCAGUUGGAGUGCUUUACUUAGUGUUGCUAAACCUUCCAAGAGCUGAGAGAUUUAAAUGGGAGAACGUUAUAGUCGUAGGCAUUGUCAUAGUAUUCCUCCUCAUAAACAUUGAUUGAAGUUGAUAUCCUGAUUAGCAUAUAGAUAGAAUUACCUCUCACGUGGUUCUCACGAAGCACAUGUAAGCUGAUUAUACAAUACUACUGAAUAAAGCAUUUUU
Actinia tenebrosa (Australian red waratah sea anemone) is the source of this 1121-nucleotide messenger RNA. RefSeq lists its product as uncharacterized. NCBI's taxonomy places the organism in Eukaryota, Metazoa, Cnidaria, Anthozoa, Actiniaria, Actiniidae. The record is from RefSeq and is a predicted model, not a curated record.